Messenger RNA from Symbiodinium natans, 1971 nucleotides. Lineage: Eukaryota; Dinophyceae; Suessiales; Symbiodiniaceae. The record is from the annotation of a GenBank genome assembly.
AUGGAUGCGGCCCGGCUGCCGAGCGACCUCGCCGCAGCCUGCCAUGCAUCUGCUGUGCUCCUCGCGCAGCAUGGACAAGCUCUGCAGCAGGUACUGACAGGCUUACAGGCGGUCCUGGCUCAGGCUGCAAAGGCUGCUGAGGUGCCCAAACCAGACAGCCACUGCAGCUUAACCACCUCCGGAGAGCAAGAGAAGAAAGAGGACGAGCCGCUAGAAGUUGUCGUCGAGCCGAGUCACGGAGGAGACACAGGGAAGGGUUCGAAGCAAGCCGGGCAGCCUUGUGAGACGACUGAUGCUGCAGAAGCCACUCCGACGGUGUCGUCACAGGGCAACGGCUGCGACGGCUGCGUGGCGUGUACGCCGUGCACGCCGUGUGCACCACAGGCUCAGCAGGCUCAGCAGGCUCAGCAGCCCCAGGCAUCUUCAGCAUGUCCGAGCUGCCCUCAGCAAGCAAAGGGCUGCGGCAAAGGUCAACGAUGGGUACCAUGGCCCAAACUCUACGAUCCGGAGCCGCGUUUUGAUGGUUGGACAAGCUUGGAGUGGAAAGAGUGGGUCUCUUCCAGCUGUGGCUCUCGGUGGUGCUACAACAAGAAAACCGAAGCCGACAUGCUAGCAGAUUGGAUGAUCGAAACUUGGGGCCUCGUAAACCUUCAACGAGGAUCUGGCGUUCUGGACAUCGGUGGUGAGCCUGGAUUCCUCGCUGCAUCGCUUCUCGAUCGAGGUAUAUCUGUGACAGUGGUCGAUGCGCAUUGGGGGAAGACGGGCAAGAGUAACAGCCACACGCAACUGCAGGAGGCGAAGGCGGAUGGCCUGCUGUCACCUCAACUCCGGGCUAUCUGCGCCACCUUUGAUACAGACUUCAUAGAAGAGCACAAAGACCUGGUUGAGAAUGCGAGUGCCAUUGUGUCCCUGUAUGGAGACGAAGCAACCACGCCUUGCCUGCAGUAUGCAGCCAUCGCAAAGAUACCUUGUGUAGUGAUACCCUGCAACGAGUGCGUGCGCCUCUACCCGCCCCACCAGCGCAACUACGAGGGCUAUUGCCAGGCCCUUUUGUCCUUUGCCAACGAUCAGGGUGGCCGGUUCCAGCGUGCAGCCCUGGAGGGUGCACCGUUCUCCCGCAUGCUGUUGGUGCAGCUUCCAGACUCUGACGAGUUUCGGCAGUCAAUGGAUCCUUUUGCUGCUGCGGAGUGGGAUGGGGUGUUCGGCCUCGCUCAGUCCCUCAGUGACCAUGUGGAGUUCAACGUGGUGCAGAAUCUCCUGAAAGGAGGAGUGAACAUGAAGAAGCCGGUGUUUGCAGUCUACCUCGGGCGACGGGUCGAGGACGAAGCCGAAGUCACGUUCGGAGACUACCAUGACAGUCGCAUGGCGUCGCCGUUGCACUGGGUCAACAUUUCCGAAGAAGGCUACUGGCAGUUUCAGUUUGACGACAUUACCGUCGACGGAAAGCCAACUGGCCUGUGCGCGAGGCACGGAAAGAGGCGUUGCCAGGGAGUCCUGGACACCGGCAGCUCACUCCUGAUGGGGCCGAGAAGCGAAUUGGAUACCCUCCUCGAGUUGCUGACGUUUCAGGGCGGGACCCAGAUGCACUGUGCUGCAUCGAAACGCUUUCCCAAGCUUGGCUUCCAGAUUGGCAAGCACGCAUUCGAGAUGGAUGCGGAUGAUUAUAUCGAUCGAUCUGGUCCUGAGCAACCCGAUGGUGUGGGCAACUGUUGGGCGCACUUAAUGCCAGUGGGCGACACUGGCAGAGGAGCUGUUUUCGUGCUCGGGAUGCCAUUUCUCAGGGCUUUCUACACGGUCUACGAUGUCGAGGCCAAAAGAAUUGGCAUUGCCAAGGCGAAGCAUCAGUCAAAGCAGGUCACCAGCGACUCUGCAGACGUGAAGCUUGUGUCCUUACGGCCGAGCGGCAACAACCUGCAGGGGAAGGCCGAGGGACGGUUGUCCAACGAUCAAGACCCAAAGGUCAAAGCUUGA